AUCCGGAUUUCUGACCGUUUCAUCGAUUGGAGACUCCGUUUUUGCGUUUUUACGCAUCAACUCGGUGCGUAAAAGCCGUCUGUCGCCGCGGAUGUCCUCCGGUUGACCCCCCCCAGAGCCUCCACCACCCCCCCGUGUCCAGGAUGGCCGCAGGGGUCGCGGCGUGGAUGCCGUUCGCGCGCGCGGCGGCCGUGGGCUGGAUGCCGGUGGCCCGCGCCUCCAUGCCGGUUCCGCCGGAGCCGCGGCCGCGCGCCGGGUCCGGGUCCGGGGACGCGCUGAUCGUGCUGAACGUGAGCGGAACCCGCUUCCAGACGUGGCGGGACACGCUGGAGCGCUACCCGGACACGCUGCUGGGCAGCACCGAGAAGGACUUCUUCUUCCACGAGGAGACGCGCGAGUACUUCUUCGACCGCGACCCGGACCUGUUCCGCCACAUCCUGAACCUGUACCGCACCGGCACGCUGCACUACCCGCGCCGGGACUGCAUCUGCGCCUACGAGGAGGAGCUGGCCUUCUUCGGCAUCGCGCCGGAGACCAUCGGGGACUGCUGCUACGAGGAGUACAAGGACCGGCGGAGAGAGAACCAGGAGAGGCUGCAGGACGACGAGGACCCGGACCCGGCGGCCGAGCAGGCGCCGCCGGACCUGAGCCUGCGGGAGACCAUGUGGCGCGCCUUCGAGAACCCGCACACCUCCACGAUGGCGCUGGUCUUCUACUACGUCACGGGCUUCUUCAUCGCCGUGUCGGUGCUCGCCAACGUGGUGGAGACGGUGCCGUGCGGCACCGCGCCGGGUCGCACGGCAGGCCAGCUGUCGUGCGGGGAGCGCUACGCGCUGGCCUUCUUCUGCCUGGACACGGCGUGCGUCAUGAUCUUCACGGUGGAGUACGUGCUGCGGCUGCUGGCGGCGCCCAGCCGCGCGCGCUUCGUGCGCAGCGUCAUGAGCGUCAUCGACGUGGUGGCCAUCAUGCCCUACUACAUUGGCCUGGUCAUGACGGACAACGAGGACGUCAGCGGCGCCUUCGUCACGCUGCGUGUCUUCCGCGUCUUCCGCAUCUUCAAGUUUUCGCGACACUCGGCGGGACUUCGCAUCCUGGGCUACACGCUGAAGAGCUGCGCGUCCGAGCUGGGCUUCCUGCUCUUCUCGCUCACCAUGGCCAUCAUCAUCUUUGCCACCGUCAUGUUCUACGCCGAGAAGGGCUCCAGCGCCAGCAAGUUCACCAGCAUCCCCGCUGCCUUCUGGUACACCAUCGUCACCAUGACGACGCUGGGGUACGGCGACAUGGUGCCCAAGACCAUCAUGGGGAAGAUCUUCGGCUCCAUCUGCUCCCUGAGCGGCGUGCUGGUCAUCGCGCUGCCGGUGCCGGUCAUCGUGUCCAACUUCAGCCGGAUCUACCACCAGAGCCAGCGGGCCGAGAAGAGGCGGGCGCAGAAGGCCUCCAAGGAAGCCGGGCAGGCGCUGGUCUGCAAGACCAACCCCAACUUCGACCUGCACCACCACCACCUGCUGAACUGCCUGGAGAAGACCACGAACCACGAGUUCGUGGACGAGAAGACAUACGACCCGAGCUGCAGGGAGGUUCCCCUGCUGAAGCAGGCGUCCCGCUCUUCCUCCCUGUCCCUCUCCUCCUCCUCCUCCUCCUCGCCUCACGGCUUCUCCUGCUGCGGCCGGAAGAGGAGGAAGUCCUACAGCAUCCCGAACGCCAACAUCCCCCCCGCGGGCCUCCGGGGCGGCGUCCCGGAGCUCAGCACCAUCCAGGUCCGGGAGCGGCCGCCCGGCAACAGUCGCUCCACUCGUUCCAGCCUCAACGCCAAGUUUGAGGAGACGCUGCCUCUGAACAGCGAGCAGUCGUACCUGGGCGGCGCCAGCGGGCCCGGGUCGGCCGGCACCACGCCGGAGGACGAGUCGGCCGGCUCCACCGACUACUCGCAGGCCAACAUCGUCCGGGUGUCUGCGCUCUAGACCCCCGGUCCUGGUGGACCUGGACCGGGUCCACACCGGCACUGACUCAAGCUCGGACUGCAGUUCUUCUUUCCUCUGUUUUCGUUUGUGAAGGAUUUUAUAUUCGGCCCUCGCCGCCGGCGGAUCAUCGCAUCAUCAUCCUUCGUUCUUCCAGAUGUUUGACAUCUCAGCAGCAGCAGACUUUCAUCAGGCUGUAUUUUAUAUUUCACUCCGAUCCCGUUUCUCCAUGUUGAGACUUAAACACCAGAAGCUGUCGCUAAGACCAAAAAAAAUUACAUAAAACGAUGCAAAACGGGACCUUUUCUGCCCCGUUGAAGCUGAAGCUCUUCUGAUUGGCCGAUGUCUGGGAGCCUGCGGGGGAGGCGGUUGCCGUGGCAACACUCUGGCGCUUCCGAACGUACCGCCGUCGCACCUUAAACAACCAAUCACACGUCUUCCUGCUCGCGACUCAAACAAGGUGCGGUCUCUGAAACUGCCCCGCCCCCCUUCUGUGAUGUCAUUGGCUGCGGCAAGUUGAGCUGUCGCGGUUUAAUUCGCUGACGCUCGCGGCGAAGCGUCAAAUUCCCGAUCAACAACCUUCCAGAAGGCAGAGUUCAGCUCCGCAGGCCUGGAAGGGGGCCGACGCCGCCGCUCAGGACGCCCCGAGACGGCAAAGAGUCGUUAGAGAAGAAAACGAGCUACAGCGCAGCAGAAAGGAGCCCACACCGCCACCUGGUGGUCGGGGGUGGGAUUACAGAGCGACGCCAGGGGGUCAAAGGUGCCUGGCGUUCUUGUGUUGAACCAUGAAUCAGGCUUAAAUAUGACCCGUCUGGAGUUUAUGUGGUACAGAAGAGUAUUAGGGCCAGGACGGAGAAAAAUAAAAAUAAUAUUUUAGAGGAGGAAGAUUUUUUUUUUAAUUAUGAGAAAAAAGUCGAAAUGUUGAGAAAAAAGUCGAAAUGUCGAGAAAAAAGUCGAAAUGUCAAGAUUAAUGUUGAAGUACAAUUUUGGGAAAAAAGUCAAAAUGUUGAGAAAAAAGUCGAAAUGUCGAGAUUAAUGUUGAUGUACAAUUUCGAGAAAAAAGUCGCAAUGUUGAGAAAAAAGUUGAAAUGUUGAGAAAAAAGUUGAAAUGUCGAGAUUAAUGUUGAAGUACAAUUUCGAGAAAAAAGUCGAAAUGUUGAGAAAAAGUCGAAAUGUCGAGAAAAAGUCAAAAUUUCGUGAAUAAAGUCAAAAUUUCGUGAAUAAAGUUGAAAUGUUGAGAGAAAAAAGUCGAAAUGUUGAGAAAAAAUUCGAAAUGUUGAGAUUAAUGUUGAAGUACAAUUUCAAGAAAAAAGUUGAAAUGUUAAGAAAAAGUCGAAAUGUUGAGAAAAAGUCGAAAUGUCGAGAAUAAUGUUGAAGUACAGUUUCGAGAAAAAAGUCAAAUGUACUUCAACUUUAGUGCACAACAAAAAAAAAUCUUCCCCUCUCAAAUAAUUUUUCUCCUGCAUGCCCCUAAUACUCUAAUAUGACAAAAAAAACAAGCAAAUAAACAAGACGCCAGAAAUCCGUUCGUCUUUUUGUAAAUGCGGGAUUUUGUUGUAUAAAGAUGUACGUUUAUAUUCUUUCAUCCGUCUCAGCCGGCGUUCAGGCUGGCGGUCGAAGAACCACAGAAACGGUUCUGGGUUUUUGCCAAUGAAUCUGAUUGGGCGAAGCGUCCAGGUGAAGGGGGGCGUCUCCAGGGCGGCGUCUCCCAGCAUGGCGUCGGCGUGUUUGAGUGCAUGGGCUCGUGUGUUUGCAUGCGGCUGAUCCAGUCCGGGUUCUGGUCCCGACUCUGUAAAUAAUGUUUCUGUUCCUGUCCAAUCCAAUGCGUGUGGAUGUUUAAAACCAGUCCAAACACGCCUGGCUGUAAAAUAAAUAUUAAGAUAAGUUUAUCUGAUUUAAAUUGAUCAGCUUCAUGUUCAAACGGUAAAAUUAGCAGAUUAGCUAAAUGCUGUUUCUUUCAAUUGCCAACUUUUUUCUUUGUUCGGGGCUUUUUCAGAAAAUAUCAGAUUCAUGAAACCUUUCAGUGAAAAAACCCUUCAAUUAGUGAAGUAACUAAAUCAUUCAAAGAUGAGAAGCAUGGCAGCUAAUGCAGCAUUAGCAUUAACUGUACACCUACCGUAGCAUUAGCUGUACAGGUAACAUAGCAUUAGCUGCACAGCUAAUGUAGCAUUAGUAUCAGCUGUACAGCUAACAUAGCAUUAGCUGCACAGCUAAUUUGGCAUAAGCAUUAGCUAUACAGCUAAUGCAACAUUAGCAUGAGCUGUACAGCUAACAUAGCAUUAGCUACAUAGCUAUAGCUAACGCAGCAUUAGUAUCUUUACAGCUAACACAGGAUUAGCUGUGCAGCUAACGCAGACUUAGCAUCAACUAAUGCAGCAUUAGCAUGAACAUUGGCUGUGCAGCUAACAUGUUGUUGUUUUGUUGUUUUAAUUUCGGUUAUUUUUUAAUUAAAAGAUUACAGUUGUCAAGAAACCUUCCUUCUGAGGACACCACUCGAAUAUUCACCAACCUUUAUUGUCUUCAUAUCUUCAGAAAUGAACUGUUUGCUACCUUAUGUGCACUGUUAGCUGCAGCUAACACAGUGUUAAAGAUCAGUUUAUCUGUAAAAUUCGAUCGUCUGUUUAAUUUUUUAUAAUUGAAACGCAAAAUCUGGAUGUUGGAAGUUAACGUAAUUCAACUGAAGUAAACUAGCUCCGAUCAAUAGUUUACGCAAAUUUUAAAAGAAAUCCUAACCUGAUGAAGUUUAAUGUGAUUAAACAUGAUUUUUCUUUCUGGCAGAUAGACGUCGGUUUUAUGUCUUUAUGAUAAAACUCGCCGAUACACUCGGCACUUGUACCUGAUUGUGUUUAUGCGCGGAUUCAGUUAGCUCCAAGAACGCUUAAACGCUCCGUUUGUGAACAAUCCUCGAAUAUUUUCUGUGAUUUUGAAACGUUUGGAGAUGAGCAGCAUUAGCUUCUAUGCUAAUGUCAGCUCCUGAACAUUUAGCAUUCUUUUUUGGUUUUUAAACAUUUUGAACUGUUUUAUUUGACUGGUUUUGAACCCACGUCCUGUGUAGUUCCCAAACAACGCAGUAUGUCUUAGCUAGCCUGUAGUACAGAGUAAAGUAUUGAUACUACUACAUUGUGCUCCAUGCUAGUAGCAUCAUAUGCAGUUUAGAAAUCGGCUUCAGUUUCCCGCCAAAACCAAAAAUAAUUUUUUUCUUUUAAUAUUUCAAUGUUUUUAUUUCCAUGUUUUAAGUUUCUGAUUUGAAAUGUCACAUGAUUCAAACAAUUCAACGUUGAGAAACGUCAAGGUUUCCCUGUAAACUGUAUAGAAUCCGGAGCUUGUUGUUUCCCGACGCCGACAAGGCUGCAGUCUGACGGACGAGUCGCCCGCCGGGAUUCAAGCAGGAGUUUUGAUACAGAGACUAAAUACUUUGACCUAAAACUGAAUCCGUGUGUUGGAGGGUCGAGGGUCGUGGUCAUGACGGAUCGCGUCCGGAGCGUCGGACGUUUGUGGACAUUUACGUUGGAGCGACUCGCGUCAACCGUCAGCACAACAAUCUCCCCUCGUUCCUGGUUUAAAGCACAUUUAUUUAUUUAUUUAUUUAUAAGGUAAUAAAAGUUUCCCAGAUCUGAUGUUAACGAAGAUGAGAAUCCCUGCUAGCUAACUCCCAUCAUGCAUCACUGCUUGACUGUAUUGUAUCUUUUACUUCUCUCUGUGUUCUGGUUUGGUAGAAAUAGAUGAUACUUUGUGUUUCGGGGUUAAAGAGAAACAUAUUUUUGAUGAUUUCAGAUGUGGAUUAUAGUUGUUGCUACAUGAGCUGUUUGUUGUGGUGGUGAGCUCCUCCUUCCUCCUCUUCCUACUCUUCCUCUUCCUACUUCCUCCUCCUCCUCUUCAUCCUCAUGAGAACCUGUUUGACAUUUCACGUGAUACUUUUCUAAAGCGAUGCAACAUGCAUGAUUUCGGGGCGCACGGGGGAAGUGACGGACAGAUUUGUGUGUAAAUUAUCUCGAUGAUCAUUUUUGAUUUUGAUGAAAUGUGAAUAACUGAGAUCGCCGCGACCCGAGACGCAAGUCACGACAAUAAAACAUG
Cololabis saira (Pacific saury) is the source of this 6032-nucleotide messenger RNA. RefSeq names its product potassium voltage-gated channel subfamily D member 2-like. The transcript has 6 exons. The record is from RefSeq and is a predicted model, not a curated record. Bases 144 to 1961 code for a protein of 605 amino acids. Gene Ontology annotation, cellular component: voltage-gated potassium channel complex; membrane. Gene Ontology annotation, molecular function: A-type (transient outward) potassium channel activity; protein binding. Gene Ontology annotation, biological process: potassium ion transmembrane transport; protein homooligomerization. NCBI's taxonomy places the organism in Eukaryota, Metazoa, Chordata, Actinopteri, Beloniformes, Belonidae.